CUUCCACCAGCUCCACUCUCCUGCUCCUGACAUUCGAGAAUCUCUCUAGCAGCUUAUCUAGGGCUCACUGUUUAUCCUAUGCAGCCUGGCAACUGUCCGCACGCUCAGGAUUACCACAGAAGCCCCCUCUCAACACACAGACAAGUACUUUUUGUAUCUAUUUCAUCUUUGUUACUAUUAAGUAACCUGUCAAAGAAAGACAAGUACAACAUUUUGGAUAUUUUUCAAACUUCAGUAAUUUUUUGAUCCAAACUUUUCUGCACCUCCUCAAUUAUCUGGGGGGUGCGAGUGUGGUGCAUGCGAUGGAUCACACACUCUUUGGCUGUCUGCGAGGCCCCCAUGCCACCACUCAAGCCCUGCACCCUGCCUUCACCCAGUCCCCGUUGACCCUUCAUGGACGCUCUGACCAUGUCUCAUACCCAGACCUGGCUUCCUCCACCACCAACUCCUCCACCUCUACUUGCAUAAUCUCCAGCUACCCUGAAGAUGGGGGCCUGUUCCCAGGGCAGCACCAUCAUCACCACCACCGUGGGCAUCCACCAUCCCAGCAGUCGCAGCAUCACCACAUUCCUCAGCACCAGGCCGCUUGGCACAUUCCACAGAUGCCCUCACCUGGAACCACUAGCUCCCGCCACAACCUCUGUCACCCCCACAGCCACUCACAAUCGGCCCAGGACAAUGUCAAUGUCCCCGGGCCUCCAGACAUCGGCAACCCUGGCGGUCCCAAUAUGUCUACUAGCACUACCAGCUUGGGGCAUAGCAACACCCCCAAUGGAGCAUCUUGUGUGCCUGCAGACUAUGGGAGACAGACCCUGUCGCCUGUUGAAGUGGAAAAGCGGAGUAGCAAGAGGAAAAGUGACAGUUCAGAGUCCCAAGAUGGGAAUUAUAAAUCAGAUGUGAGCAGCAAACCUAGGAAGGAGAGAACGGCCUUCACCAAGGAGCAGAUUCGAGAACUGGAGGCCGAGUUCGCCCAUCAUAACUAUUUGACGAGACUGCGGCGCUACGAGAUAGCAGUCAACCUGGAUCUCACAGAAAGACAAGUAAAGGUAUGGUUUCAAAACAGGAGGAUGAAAUGGAAACGAGUGAAAGGCGGCCAACAGGGGGCAAUCGCGAAGGAGAAAGAACUUGUUAAUGUGAAAAAAGCUGAAUUACUGCAUUCGGAAUUCUCCCGAAUAGCAGCACUUCACCACUCCAGAGACUCCCUAGCCAACGAGGACAGUCACGACAGCGACCAAAGUUCUGAGCAUGCUCGCUUAUGAUGCAGGGCAGGCCUCCUCCAAGUAGGCCCUGUCUCCUCUCUCAGGAACAUCCUUAAACUGACUUCCGCUUCUGCUGAUUUGUCAUCGCCAUUUGCUCAGUUAAAAAAAUGUUAAUAAAUGUACAAAUAUACAGAGGCACACCAUGUGUUUCUUCAGCUGAAGUACACAUGUACAGGACAUAAAAUGAUCCAAAGACUAAAAUAAAGAUCACAAGUAUGUCUAUUGUUCAGGAAAUGUAAUAAUGAAUUAAAUGAAACAAUUUUUUAUUGUCUGUGAAAACAAUAAUUUAUUAAAUACUAAGAUCAUUUUCAUUUCAACAUUCCAAGUUAAGUGCCUAACUUGUAAAAAGACACAUUCAUGCUUUGAUUUGCACUGUUUAACACUAGACUCAAGCAUUAAUAAUUUUUGGGGGAUACCCAACAUUUCCUUAACGAACAUAGAUUUUGAUAACAUUUUCCAGUACUUUUCUGUCCUCUAAUCUAAUUUAUUUUCCACAAUGUUCAAAUUACACAGUAAUAAACAUUUCUUUUUUCUGAA
Molecule: messenger RNA, 1796 nt
Organism: Osmerus eperlanus (European smelt)
Lineage: Eukaryota; Metazoa; Chordata; Actinopteri; Osmeriformes; Osmeridae
Gene: meox2a
Product: mesenchyme homeobox 2a
Exons: 3
Coding region: 303-1259 (318 amino acids)
Biological process (GO): somite development; positive regulation of transcription by RNA polymerase II
Cellular component (GO): nucleus
Molecular function (GO): RNA polymerase II cis-regulatory region sequence-specific DNA binding; DNA-binding transcription factor activity, RNA polymerase II-specific
Source: RefSeq, a predicted model, not a curated record